Sphenostylis stenocarpa is the source of this 246-nucleotide messenger RNA. The record is from the annotation of a GenBank genome assembly. NCBI's taxonomy places the organism in Eukaryota, Viridiplantae, Streptophyta, Magnoliopsida, Fabales, Fabaceae.
AUGAAGAUCAGCAAAAGGUCAAAAAGUAAAUACAAGGGCAUUGGUAGCAAACACUGGAAGAUAAAUAUGCAUGAGCAGAAAAGGAAAAGAGAAAAGGAAUUGAAAAGAGAGAACUCACGGGGAAAUUGGGAAAAAGAGAAUGGGGAUAGGGAGCAGAGUGAGAAGAGGAAUGCAAAAGGUGGAAUUGGAAUUGAGACGGAUGAGGGGGGUGAGGCUGAUGAUGAUCCUGGCCAGAAGUCGACAUGA